CGCGCCCCGGGCUGCGGGUCAUGCUGCGGACGUGCGGGACCGCCCUGCGGCCCCCCGGGUGCUGCCCGCGCCUCGGCCGCCUCUGCUCCCGGCUCCUCCCGGCCGCGCCGGGCCUCUGGCCGAGGAAGCGGGGGCUGCCCGCGGGCCGGCCUGUGUCGGGGGAACGCGGACAAGGAUGGCUGCCGCCGACGGGCCACGACACGGGCGUCCAGGUCUACAACAGCCUGACCCGGAGGAAAGACCCCUUCAUCGUGGCCAACGCGGAAGCCGCCUCCUGGUACAGUUGUGGGCCCACUGUGUACGAUCAUGCACACCUUGGCCACGCUUGCUCCUAUGUUAGGUUUGAUAUAAUUCGAAGGCUCCUGACCAGGGUUUUUGGAUGCAACAUAAUCAUGGUGAUGGGAGUCACAGAUAUUGAUGAUAAAAUAAUCAGAAGAGCCAGUGAGAUGAAUAUAUCACCCACUUCUCUUGCCAGUUUUUAUGAAGAAGAUUUUAAACAAGAUAUGGCAGCCUUGAAGGUACUCCCACCCACAGUGUACUUGAGGGUAACUGAAAAUAUUCCUCAGAUAAUUUCUUUCAUUGAGGGAAUAAUUGCUAACGGACAUGCUUAUUCAACGUCGAAAGGCAAUGUCUACUUUGACCUGAAAUCCAGAGGAGACAAGUACGGUAAACUAGUCGGCGUGGUCCUGGAUCCAGUUGGAGAGCCAGUUGAUUCUGACAAACGACACUCCAGUGAUUUUGCCCUAUGGAAGGCAUCUAAACCCCAGGAGAUUUUUUGGACAUCACCUUGGGGACUUGGAAGACCUGGCUGGCACAUUGAAUGUUCUACCAUGUCAAGUUUGAUAUUUGGAAGUCAAUUGGAUAUCCACUCGGGUGGGAUCGAUUUAGCUUUUCCGCAUCACGAAAAUGAAAUCGCGCAGUGUGAGGCCUUCCAUCAGUGCAAGCAAUGGGGAAAUUAUUUUCUGCAUUCUGGGCAUUUGCACGUUAAAGGCAAAGAAGAAAAAAUGUCCAAAUCAUUAAAAAACUACAUUACAAUUAAGGACUUUCUAAAGAAGUUUUCACCUGAUGUCUUCCGGCUUUUUUGUAUGCGGAGCAAUUACAGGUCAGGAAUCGACUACAGUGACAGCGCCAUGCAGGAUGCUCAGCGUCUCCUCCUUGGGAUGGCCUCCUUUGUCGAGGAUGCACGAGCCUACAUGAGAGGCCAGGUGGCCUGUGCCUCCAUCAGGGAAGACCAGUUGUGGGAAAGACUGGCCAACACCAAGGUGGCUGUGAAGGCUGCGUUUGCAGACGACUUUGACACGCCCAGAGCUAUUGAUGCCCUUAUGGACCUCAUUCACCACGGAAACAGACAGCUCAAGGCAGUUACUGAGGAUGCUGCUGGUCCGCGGAGUCCCGCUGUGCUUGGCGCCGUGGUCUCCUACGUGGAGCAGUUUUUAGAGACUGUUGGCAUUUCUCUGGCGAAUCGAAAGUUUGUUUCAGGAGACAGCAGCUCAGCCACCUUGUGCAGUGUGGUGGACGAGCUGGUCCACUUCCGUCAGAAGGUGCGGCAGUACGCCCUGGCCACACAGGAGGCCUCCCAGGAGGCCCGGCGGCAGCAGCUUCAGGAGAGGCAGCCCCUGCUCGAGGCGUGUGAUACUCUGCGCAGGGACCUCACCGUCCAUGGCAUCAGCAUUAAGGACAGAAGCAGUACAGUGUCAACAUGGGAACUGCUGGAUCAAAGAACAAAAGACCAGACUGCAGGGAACUGAGAAUUAAACGAAGCCACGUGGAACCACGCUUUCAUGAUACAGCUUCUAUGCUUUAUUAUAAAACGAUAAAAACUUUACAUUAAAGUUUUCUAUUGUGGCUAUUAAGUCAACAUUAAAAUAAACUGGUAUCAUCCCACUGGUGUCUCUUA
Molecule: messenger RNA, 1897 nt
Organism: Loxodonta africana (African savanna elephant)
Lineage: Eukaryota; Metazoa; Chordata; Mammalia; Proboscidea; Elephantidae
Gene: CARS2
Product: cysteinyl-tRNA synthetase 2, mitochondrial
Exons: 15
Coding region: 21-1748 (575 amino acids)
Biological process (GO): cysteinyl-tRNA aminoacylation
Cellular component (GO): cytoplasm
Molecular function (GO): ATP binding; cysteine-tRNA ligase activity
Source: RefSeq, a predicted model, not a curated record